Molecule: messenger RNA, 675 nt
Organism: Aspergillus versicolor CBS 583.65
Lineage: Eukaryota; Fungi; Ascomycota; Eurotiomycetes; Eurotiales; Aspergillaceae
Exons: 1
Coding region: 7-489 (160 amino acids)
Source: RefSeq, a predicted model, not a curated record
UUCACAAUGAGACUCCUCCCCUUGACUCUUCUCGGCCUGACUGCCUCCGCCGUCGGCCAGUCCUCGUCCUCCGAUGUGCCCAGCCCAACCACUCCUGCUGUGGCGGAGGUUGCUCAACCCUCUCCCGAUAUCUCAGGCCUGAUCGAUGCUGCUGCCAGCGACAGCUCCGCCAUCGACGCCUUCUUCAAGUGCCUCUGGCCCACCACCGAUCGUGUUGUGGCUGAACUUGUCAACCUCAAGACUGUCGACUUCGACAAGCUCAUCGACGAGCUACACUGGGAAAUCCUCUGGUGGGGACACCCUGAGAAGUGGGUGCCCGACCUUGCCGGUAUCACGCUGAAUGUCACCUUCGUCGCGGCGUGCGUCCUUGAAGUCGUUGGCGAGGGCCUUGCAGUCACUGGCCUCGACUUCACCAACGAGUUCCUCAAGACGCUCGACUUGAUUCCUCGCAAUGCAAGCAACACCGAUGUUCCCGGUCUGCGGAAGUAGACAAUCCAAUUCAUAAGGGUAUAGAGGGAUAUUCAAAGUUGGGAUCGAAUUGGAAGGGGUCGGGGUUUCAGAACAUAAUUGUACUUUAGAUGUUGAACAUUCUGUCUCAGUUGAGGCUUGUUGGUCAUCUAUAUUCAGUUCAGAAGAGUAUUCUAUAGAAUAAUGGGAUUAUAGAGUAAUGAGCGA